Suncus etruscus (white-toothed pygmy shrew) is the source of this 1461-nucleotide messenger RNA. RefSeq names its product casein kinase II subunit alpha-like. Gene Ontology annotation, molecular function: ATP binding; protein serine/threonine kinase activity. The record is from RefSeq and is a predicted model, not a curated record. Gene Ontology annotation, cellular component: nucleus; cytosol; protein kinase CK2 complex. Lineage: Eukaryota; Metazoa; Chordata; Mammalia; Eulipotyphla; Soricidae. Gene Ontology annotation, biological process: protein phosphorylation.
AUGAGUCUUGGAUUCCCUGCUUCAUCUCAACAGACACGAAUCAGCCACCUGUUGGCUCAGCAGAAAUGCAGAUUCCUUUGUGCUGGUGUUGACUUCCAGGUAUCCUACAGAGCUCGCUCGCUCUGGUUCCUGCGGAGCCGUGUGUCUCCUCGGCCGCCGCGCCACCAUAUUGUCUGUGUGAGGAGACGGGAGAGCGGCCUGCGCCGCCGCCGCCAAAGAAAUCAAGAUGACUACCAGCUGGUCCGAAAGUUAGGCCGGGGUAAAUACAGUGAAGUAUUUGAAGCCAUCAACAUUACAAAUAAUGAAAAAGUUGUUGUUAAAAUUCUCAAGCCAGUGAAAAAGAAGAAAAUCAAGCGUGAGAUAAAGAUCUUGGAAAAUUUGCGAGGUGGCCCCAACAUCAUUACAUUGGCAGACAUUGUAAAAGACCCUGUGUCACGAACCCCUGCCUUGGUUUUUGAACACGUAAACAACACAGACUUCAAGCAAUUGUACCAGACAUUAACAGACUACGAUAUUCGAUUUUAUAUGUAUGAGAUUCUGAAGGCCUUGGAUUAUUGUCACAGCAUGGGAAUUAUGCACAGAGAUGUGAAACCCCAUAAUGUAAUGAUUGAUCAUGAACACAGAAAGCUACGACUAAUAGACUGGGGUUUGGCUGAAUUUUACCAUCCUGGCCAAGAAUACAAUGUUCGUGUUGCUUCCCGAUACUUCAAAGGCCCUGAACUUCUUGUAGACUAUCAGAUGUAUGAUUAUAGUUUGGAUAUGUGGAGCUUGGGUUGUAUGCUGGCCAGUAUGAUCUUUCGGAAGGAGCCUUUUUUCCAUGGACAUGAUAAUUAUGAUCAGUUGGUGAGGAUAGCCAAAGUUCUGGGGACAGAAGAUUUAUAUGACUAUAUUGACAAAUACAACAUUGAAUUAGAUCCACGUUUCAAUGAUAUUUUGGGCAGGCACUCUCGUAAGCGAUGGGAGCGUUUUGUCCACAGUGAAAACCAGCAUCUUGUCAGCCCAGAGGCCUUGGAUUUCCUGGAUAAGCUGCUACGAUAUGACCAUCAGUCACGGCUCACUGCAAGAGAGGCCAUGGAGCACCCCUAUUUCUACACUGUCGUGAAGGAUCAGGCUCGAAUGGGUUCAUCUAGUAUGGCAGGGGGCAGUACACCAGUCAGCAGCGCCAAUAUGAUGUCAGGGAUUUCUUCAGUGCCAACCCCUUCACCCCUUGGACCUCUGGCAGGCUCACCAGUGAUUGCUGCUGCCAACCCCUUGGGAUGCCUGUUCCAGCUGCCGCUGGCGCUCAGCAGUAAUGGCCCCUUCUUAUCUCCUGAUGCCUGAGCAGAGGUGGGAGGGAGUCCACUCUCUCCCUGAUGCAGCUUGCGCCUGGUGGAGAGGGGUGAAACACUUCAGAAGCACCGUGUCUGAACCGUUGCUUGUGGAUUUAUAGUAGUUCAGUCAUAAAAAAUUAUAAUAGGCUAA